This is a messenger RNA of Echinostoma caproni, 756 nucleotides long. NCBI's taxonomy places the organism in Eukaryota, Metazoa, Platyhelminthes, Trematoda, Plagiorchiida, Echinostomatidae. The record is from the annotation of a GenBank genome assembly.
CUUGACGUACGUACGAUUUCGAAAGCGAUCAGCUAUUUGAAUGGCAAACUGGACACCGUUUCUGCGCUGACGGAACCGCGUGAGAAUGCAUUUUUGCGCUAUCAGGAUCGCGGCCAAAUGACCCAUACAGAUUCAGUGUCCCGUGUCGCGGACGCGAAACAGGCUACACAACUGCCCCGUGCAUGCACUCCAGUCGGAACGGCCAGUCGCGCGGGACCCGGAUCAAGUCAGGAUUCACAAACUACAGAUGGGUUCCCGAACGCCGCCGCUCUGGGCGGCGGCGGUGGUGGUGGUGGUGGUUCUACUCUGCUCGAUAUCUCCCGAUGUUUGGCUGCGUUCGGACGAAUCAUUGUCAGUACCACUUAUCCGGCUUUAUGCACAGCUCGUUUGCCGCAACAAUUAGUGGUCAACUUAUACGCUCGGGCUAUCAUCCGUGCUGUAGAUUAUCACGGUCGACCUCAGUCGAGCGGUGGAACGGAUCCUGUCGAGGUCCGAUUGAUUGAUGCGGAUGGCCGUCUCGUGCCGACCGAACUGUUUGAUGCCGGGGACGGGAGUUACGAGCUAAUUCUACGCCCCGUCACACCAGGCACACAUCAACUGUCCGUACAAAUUCUCAGCCGUCCGAUUCGCGGUUCCCCGUUUCAACUUCCGGUCCGUCGCGCACAGCAACGCCGUUGGUGUCUGAGUGAAGGUUUACGAGAUUUUUUCGAUCCAUCGUGUGAUUGCCUACUGAAUUUUUCGGAUCAUUUACGAUAA